AUGUCCGAUAAUACUCCAAAAGAACCCCCAAUACAAACUAUGAACGGCUUGCCAACAAAUAAUAAUCCAUGGAUGUACGGUUUAUAUCACCAGUACAAUGGAUAUCAUGGCGGCAUGUAUCCACCGUUUUACAAUCAAUAUUAUAAUCCGAUGGGUAAUAACGGAGGAUUUCACAACAAUGAUCGCAAUCAAUAUCAACAUAACGAGCCAAAGCCUAACUUUGGACACCCUAAUUUCUCUAAACCACCCCCAUCGACACCUCUUCUCGGGAUGUCACCACUCGACACCAAUCGCCCAUUUUUUUGUCAACCGCCUAUCAGAUUUAAUCUGAAUGGUAAUAAGAAGUCUGCUCCUAUUCCUCCCACUGAUAAUCCGCUCCUUACAAACAACAAUGUCAAGAAAAAGCGAAAGAAGGCAAAUAAAAUGAAUGAUGACAUAGAGCCAAUCGUAUUACCACCCCUUCCUGAUCAUCCUCCCCCGUUACCUCCCUGUCCACCUCCAGAUAUCCCAAAACCACCUCCACCUCCUCCACUAGAUGUUCCAUUGCCUCCUCCAAUAGCAACUGAAGAUAUUCCGGAGCCUUUAGAGAAACCAAAUAAUGAGGGUAAUAAGGAAAAAGAAUGUGAAAAUGUUGAGUCUAAUAGUGAUUCUUCAACUUUCUUAAAAUCCUCUUCAAUAUGUCCAACAUCAGCUGGAGCUUGGCCUGAGAACUUAGAAAGGUAUAUUAAAAGAUGCUAUGAAAAAUGUAGAACAGCUUUUGAUCGUGAUCAAAUUGAUAUAUGCUUAAAGGGACGUAUUACAGCAGCAGCAAAUAAAGAUGAAAUUUGGACAAGAAAUUGGGAUGAAGAACCCAUUCCAAGUGUUUAUAGUGAACGUAACAAUUUAACAGUCAAACCCGUCAGAGGGACUCUAUCCUUAUAUCAAAAACCUGAGUGUCUUACAGAUAAGCCAAAGACUGGUUUGGGAAGUAGAGGUUUUAGUGGACACAAGAGUUCCCCACAAAGGCGGCGCCGCCUUCAUUCGAGAAGUAGAUCUAAAUCAAGGAGUCCAAGAAAACGACAAAGUUCACCAUCAACUUCUAGUGAUGAAUUUGAAGAAAAGAAAGCUAUAAAAAGCAAAACUAGGCAAAAGGUUAAGGAUAGGCUGUCAUUAGAUCACAAGAAAACUGACAAAUAUAACAAAAAUGCCAAAAAGAAAAAUUACAACCAGUUUAUUGUUGAAGAUGAUCAUGGUAAUGCAGAAAAACUACAAAAGAGAGUAGAGAGAUUUGGAAACACAAGUGUACCCACUAUUGCUAGCUCCAUUCAAGUUAAUAAUCAUAAAUCAGAACCUCUUCUUAGAAAACCAAUUAUUACUACAGAUACUGAAGGAGACUAUGAGCUUAAUAAUAUGCAUAUUGUGGGUACAUGCUCAGAUAUUGAAAAGUCAUUCUUAAGAUUGACAAAGGCUCCUGAAGCAUGUGAAGUACGACCUGUUACAGUAUUAAGGAAUUCACUCAAAAAUGUGAAAGAAAAAUGGAUAGAGAAACAAGAUUAUCGAUAUGCCUGUGAUCAGCUCAAAUCAAUCCGACAAGAUUUGACAGUGCAAGGUGUAAGAGACAGUUUCACAAUUGAAGUGUAUGAAACACAUGCAAGGAUAGCCUUAGAGAGAGGAGAUCAUGAGGAAUUCAACCAAUGCCAAACACAAUUGAAAAUGCUUUACACUGAGUUACCAGAUUGUAGAGCUAAUGCAGCUGAAUUUACUGCAUAUAGGAUACUAUAUUAUAUUUUUACUAAAAAUACAUUGGAUCUGACAACAAUAUUUCAGUUUCUUUCUAAAGAAGACAGGGAAAACGAAUGCAUAAAACACGCACUUCUAACAAGGUGUGCAUGGGCUACAGGAAACCUUCAUAAGUUUUUCUUGUUGUAUAAGACUGCUCCAUUGAUGGCAGGCUACCUCAUGGACUGGUUUGUGGAAAGAGAAAGAAAGCAGUACAUGAAAUACAUCAUAAAGUCCUACAGGCAGUCAGUUCCUGUGGACUUCAUCGUUCGGGAGCUGGCGUUUGAGUCAAAUUCUAAGGCCAUAGAAUUCUUAAAUCAAUUUUCUUUUUCAUACACUGGCUCCGAUCAAACUCAACUAGAUUGCAAGGCCAGCCUCCCAGCUCUUGCGAAUAUUUAA
Molecule: messenger RNA, 2157 nt
Organism: Parnassius apollo (apollo)
Lineage: Eukaryota; Metazoa; Arthropoda; Insecta; Lepidoptera; Papilionidae
Source: the annotation of a GenBank genome assembly